AUGCCCGCGAUAGACGUGGCCAUGAGGAGGAGUGUCCAAGGGGGGAUUGCGGAUGGAUUUGUCAACUUACUGGUGCGCAGUGUGCAACAACCGCUCGAACAAAGAGAUGUCAUCCAGGAUUUCAACAAUGUCAAGACGGCGUUUUCAAGUUGGGACAAUUGUAUGAAGGUUGCUUACUGCAAAUGGACCACCAUCGGGCUCAUGAUCUUUGCCGGAGUCGUCAUCUUUUCGGUGUGGGCUCGCAAACACAAGUACCUCGAUGCGCCCUACGUUCCACCCGAUCAGGGCUAUAAGGCUCCGGAGCCGAUGGAUCAUGGCUUCGGAAGCCGUCCGGCACCCACGUAUAAUCCCCAGGUAUCUGAACCCCAGUAUGCUGAAUUUGAAGUCAACAAGAAGAGGCAGACGAUGGGCGAUUCGCUGCCUGCUAUGCCGGAGUGGGAGGGCGCAGGGAACAAGAAGGUGAUGGUGGAAGAGGAGGCUGUGGAGCUGGAUCAGUUGAAGAAGCCGGAAGAGAAGACUGCCCAGAGUGCCGGUGCCGAUGCUGCUGCCGGGGCUGCGGUCAUGUCCGGCGCGGCCGCUACUAUUCCGGCAGCAGCACCUGGACGAGGCACAACACCACGACCUAGUCCACCUCCAGGGGGCCAGCAGGGUCCCUACGGAGGUCCGGCCGGUAACAACGGCUUCUACGGAAACAAUACCGGUUACGGCCAGAACACACAAGGGUAUAAUCAAGCAUCCCUGACUUCUCCUUAUGGCCAGUCCUCAUCCCCAUCACCAUACGGAAUGGCCGCUUCCGCCAUGGGCCCCGCUGCCGUAGGAAACGCGGGGUACAAUGCCCCUGGUGGUGGUUACGGCAACCAACAACAAGAUGCCUAUGGCCGUUACGGCGAGCCCACACGAAACAACACCUACGAUACCGCACGAAGCAACACUUACGAUUCCUACGGCGCCAGUACCAACAGCCCUGCCUCUCCUUACGACACCUCACCCUACGAUACCUACGAUUCCGGCAACCAAGGCGGUUACGGCAGCUCCCAGCAACAACCCUACGGCCUGGCCGCCGGUGGCGUAGCAGCGGGUAUGGGGAUGGCAGCUGGAAGUAUGGGACCUAACCGCGUCCGCUCCCCGCCCGCCGCAGCAAUGAACACAAUCCCCUAUCCUCCAAACCCCAUGGCCCGCCGGUCGCCAGCUCCCAAGCAACCACUGAACGGUCUCGGGUACGGAGGACCUAGCACUAAUCAGGCGCACGAAAUGCCAGGCGAUGAUUCCUUCCUCGGUGGACCUCGACACCAAUCUCCCGCUCCUCAAUCAACGGGAGCCACGGGGGGCGGCUAUGGCAGCCUCGGUGGACCUAGACACCAAUCUCCCGCUCCUCAAUCAACGGGAGCCACAGGGGGCAGAUAUGACGGCUUUUCAAACCAGCCAUACUCCCAGGGCAGCACCCAGCAACAGAGGCAAAACACCUUUGGCGGAAACAACAGUUACGGAGGGGGGAACAACGCAGCUAGUUACGGCGACAUGAUGCGCUCCACACCCUCCCCAGCGCCGACGGGACCGUUGCCUAAGCCUCCGGUGAGGAAUAAUACUAUGGGAGGUCAGAGUACUUUGGGAGGUAACAAUGGUGGUAGUCCUGCUUCUGCUACUGGAGGGUUCGACUUUAGUAGUGGGGGUUAUUCCAGGCCGAGCCCAACCAUGGGACAGCAACAAGGAGGAAGUAUGGGAGGGCAGAAUGAGGGAGGAGCGGCGGGGUAUCCGGGAUAUAAACCUUACUCGCCGGUGGGUGGAGGAGCAGCAGGAGGAGGAGCAGCAGCAGGAGGAGGAGGGGCGUACAGAGCAUGGUGAAAUGGCAGCGACGUGGAGGGGGAAAGUGAAAAAGUGAAUGAUUAACGGGAAAAAGCAUGGGGUUGCGGCGUUCUUCUUCUUCUUCUUAUUCAUGUUUUGGUUAGAUACCAGGAUCUUUUUGGUCAGUUGGUUGGUUUGGUUCUCGAUAUCAGGACCACCUACCUACUCCGCGUCAUGACAUUGACUUCAGAG
Molecule: messenger RNA, 2034 nt
Organism: Neurospora tetrasperma FGSC 2508
Lineage: Eukaryota; Fungi; Ascomycota; Sordariomycetes; Sordariales; Sordariaceae
Exons: 3
Coding region: 1-1842 (613 amino acids)
Cellular component (GO): cellular bud neck; plasma membrane
Source: RefSeq, a predicted model, not a curated record